AAAAACAAGACACUUACGAAGGAAGAGAACAGAUGAUGAAGCAGUAUGUGCUUGUUCACGGAGGCUGCCACGGCGCGUGGUGCUGGUACAAGGUGAAGCCGUUGCUGGAACAUUCCGGCCACCGUGUCACGGUUGUUGAUCUGACGGCUUCUGGUGUGAAUAUGAGCAGCGUAGAAGAGAUUCAGACUUUGGAGGAUUACGCUAAGCCGUUGCUUGAUGUUCUUGAGUCGUUUGGCUCGGAUGAUAGAGUAGUCCUCGUUGCGCAUAGCCUCGGAGGUAUACCAGCUGCUCUCGCAACCGACAUGUUUCCUAGUAAAAUCUCUGUUGCUGUCUUCGUAACUUCUUUUAUGCCCGACACUACGAAUCCACCUUCAUACGUGUUCGAAAAGUUCAUUGGGAGCAUUUCACAAGAAGAAUGGAUGGAUUUGGAGUUUGGGAGCUACGGAACAAAUGAUAACCCUCUAAUGUCUGUUUUUCUUGGACCUAAGUACUUAAAGAACAUGUAUCUACUCUCUCCUAUCCAAGAUUUUGAACUGGCCAUAAUGUUGGUGAGAGUUGCACCGGCUAUUACAAGUAAUCUAGCGGGGACAAAAAGCUUAACGGAGCAAGGAUAUGGAUCGAUUAAUCGUGUGUAUAUAGUCUGCGGAGAAGAUAAGGGUCUAACUGUGGAUUAUCAACGAUGGAUUAUCGAAAACUCUCCGGUUGAAGAAGUGAUGGAGAUCAAAGAUGCAGAUCAUAUGCCUAUGUUUUCCAAGCCACAUGAACUCUGUGAUCGUCUUCUAAAGAUUGCUGAUAAAUAUGUCUAAUCAAAUAAUAUAUGAAAUAUGAAAUGGGAGAACAAAAAAAAAAAAAGAUGAUUCUACAAGAAUAACAUUAGUGUCCAGA
Molecule: messenger RNA, 885 nt
Organism: Capsella rubella
Lineage: Eukaryota; Viridiplantae; Streptophyta; Magnoliopsida; Brassicales; Brassicaceae
Product: methylesterase 9
Exons: 3
Coding region: 33-806 (257 amino acids)
Biological process (GO): salicylic acid metabolic process; jasmonic acid metabolic process
Molecular function (GO): methyl salicylate esterase activity; methyl jasmonate esterase activity; methyl indole-3-acetate esterase activity
Source: RefSeq, a predicted model, not a curated record